Molecule: messenger RNA, 1983 nt
Organism: Aspergillus neoniger CBS 115656
Lineage: Eukaryota; Fungi; Ascomycota; Eurotiomycetes; Eurotiales; Aspergillaceae
Exons: 6
Coding region: 221-1804 (527 amino acids)
Biological process (GO): positive regulation of transcription by RNA polymerase II
Cellular component (GO): nucleus
Molecular function (GO): DNA-binding transcription factor activity, RNA polymerase II-specific; zinc ion binding; transcription cis-regulatory region binding
Source: RefSeq, a predicted model, not a curated record
AAAUAACCAGCAGGCUGGGGAUGAAGCCUCAUUUUCUGGGGUCGGAUAGUAACAGAACAGUUGUGUGCUCUGUUUAGCCGAUAGCAGCAGCGGUCACCGGGAUUUCCGCCGUGAGGGCUUUGGAGAUAAGGUGCAGUCCCUGCAUGUGAUGCCAUUGCUUUAUUAGGACAUCAUCAAUUAUUCCUUCCAUGCGAAAGUAAGCCCGCAGGUUGACGGCGGAAUGCCACGAGCUGGUGCCGCUUGCUUGACCUGCCGGCAAAAGUGCCGCAAGUGUGACCGUGGCCGUCCGAGUUGCCAACGAUGUGUCUCGAAAGGUUUAGUAUGUGGAGGAUACCCAGAACGGUUCAGAUUCUGCGGAAUUGCUAGUCGAGGUAAAUGGAAGGGUGCUCGGAUACCGACCAACAGUAGAAUUCCUACCGGAGGUCGAUCAGGAAUAAGCGAUGCUGCCUUGGAUACCCUGGUGCCACCGACCCAGGAAGUUACGGAGACCCCUCCCCCCAACUUGGAAAGUGAUCAAGCUUGUUCAGCCAAUCUGAGUGGUAGCCCGAAGACCACGGCACAGGGAAUACCUGUUCCUGAAAAGCCAGCUGAAGCUCACAGUCGGCCACUGCCAAAGCUUCCAGACGAUGUAACUACGCUUCUCGAUUCGCCCGACACAGCUAGGCUGUUAAGCCAUUAUGAUGACGUUAUUUGCCCUCAUCAGAUCGCUGAGGUUGGGGAUGACGCAGAGAACCCUUACCGAGCAUAUAUUCUCCCGCUGGCGCGCAAGAAAAUCGGGCUAUUGUACGCUCUUCUUGGGCUUUCUGCUUCCCACCUCGGGCGGGUGAUUGGAGAUGAGUUCCUACACGAAGCCACGGCGGUUGAAUAUCGUAUGAAAGCCAUACGUGCCCUGAGCGAAGAAAUCCGUAAGAGCCAAAGGACAUCUUUGCUCGAAGACGAACAAGAUACCGUCUUAGCGAUAAUACAGGUCCUGUUGCUUCAUGAUAUUUCUGAAUCAGGAAUAUCGAGUCAUGGCAUUCACAUCACAGGUGCCAUGUCCGUCUGUAAACAGCUGUUGAUCUCCGAGGGGCUACAUGGCCGACGUCAACGGGCCAUGUUCUUUCUCGGUAACCUGGCUUGGCUUGAUAUAAUUCGAGCAUCUGCUGGCCCCGAGAGAAUGUGCUUUUCUCAGGACAUUCGUGAGCUAGUCGCUUGCGCCAGCGAUAGAAAGUUCGAAUUGGUAAAUGGGUGCCCGAGAGAAGUCUUUCUGGUCAUCGGCGCAGCACUGGAAAAGGCAAAGGAACAUACACUAGGCUGGCUUACUUGGGAUGAGUACCAGAUCGCCCUGCUCCUAGCAAAGCACAAGCUCUAUGCAUGGGAUCCAAAAGGAAGAGAGUACCCUAGUCAUGAUCCUCUCUGGCUGUUCAUAGCAGAGGCUUUCCAGUUUGCAUGUAUCUUGCGUAUUCUUCGGCUACUAGACCCGUUGAAGCCAGCUAGCAGCUCUGAUAUACAAGAGUGUGUUCGAAAGAUUCUCGACGCGACGGCGAUCAUUACUCCGGAAUGCUCGUUACUGGAAAUUCUUGUCUUCCCACUCUUUAUGGCAGGAUCUGACUGUAUCUCGCGUCAUUCGCAGUAUUAUGUCCUUACGAGACUGCGCGAAGUUGAGCGACGAUCGGAGUUUCGCAAUCCGGUCCCUGCUGAUAUAUUAAGAAAGGUUUGGGAUGCUCGUGCGGCUCAGGCCGAAGAUGAUUAUACAAAUAUCUCAUGGACGGCAUUUACACACUCCCCCGGACUUGCACGACAGCAUGACUACCUAAUCAUAUGAAGUUAUACGUACAUCGGUUACCAUCGAUGAUCAUGCCGCUUAUUUGCAGGAUCUGCAAAUCGCCGAUGGGUUAUCGAUUGUCUAUCUAGAAGUAGAUCGCGAAUAAUGACAUAUUGUAAAGAUUACUGCAUCACUCGGGUUGACUUUCUUUGCGCUGAUCGGGAUCCAUGCUCGUUUCG